AUGCCGAAACGUGACAAAAGGCGCACAGCGCUGGUGCAACAAAACUUUGACAGCUUGAAGAGGUUCUAUGCAAUUUCGCCCUUUGUGGCUGCGGAGCGAGCGGCUCUCCCACCUGUUUACUCUGGGGCGUACAGUCGGCGUGCCGCGAUGAAUUGCUACCACAUUGUAGGCUCCUCACGGGAACAGAUUGUCUCGGACGCCAUGCGCACCUUCACCCCAUCCACAUGUACGACGGAGGUGAUGAAGUUAUACCUAGAGGUGGCAGCACUCGUGUCGCUUUACUUCGAUACGAAAGAGCAGCUGCUUGCGCUGCCAGAUGUUUGA
This is a messenger RNA of Leishmania braziliensis MHOM/BR/75/M2904, 324 nucleotides long. RefSeq lists its product as hypothetical. The transcript has a single exon. Lineage: Eukaryota; Euglenozoa; Kinetoplastea; Trypanosomatida; Trypanosomatidae. The record is from RefSeq and is a predicted model, not a curated record. The coding region runs from base 1 to 324 and encodes 107 amino acids.